GAAAGCAUAGGGGCGUGUGGGGAAGAGGGGCGGGAGGCCGCAUGUAGCGGGUACUGGGCUGGGAUCCCGUGAGGAACCUGCUCUUCCCUCUGUCCCGACCCUGCCUGCUGGUCCAGCCCACCAGUCCAGCGCCAUCACCAUGGAAACCAGCAGCCGACUUCCUAUUGGUGGGCGGGAGAAGACAGGGAGGGGGAGGGGAGGGCUGGCUCUCCCCUGCUCAUCACCCCCAUUCUGAGGCUCAGCCCUCCUCUGCGCCCACCAUCUCGGGGCUCCGGGACUGUAGGGGACCCUUGCAGUCCCCAGAGCUGAGGCCAGCAGGGACAGAGACUAUGAGGCAAGCAGCCCACCGACCCAGGCCUCCUUAGGACCAGCCGACUGCCCAGCAAGCGGGAGAGCAGCAGCAGAGAGAGGGGCAGGGGAUAAAGGACCACAAUGGACGGACGGUCGAGGAUCACCCCCAGCAGCUCCCGCACACCCUAGCCAGGCUGAGGGUCGUGACGGAUAGCCAGACUCACAGACGCUGACGGACACACAAUGACACCGAUGCACACGGCUGCACAACACUGAGCUGCUCAGACACAACCAGUGACAGCAUCACACACUGCCACAGCCCUGCAAUACAGACACCCACACACAUACAGAAACAACUGGUAACUCCGAAACAGGCAGACGGUGACACACAGAGCCACUACCCCCAGCACACACGAGUGGGGGCACCUGUCCUCCAAACACACACAAGACAGCGCUGACCUGAACAGACAGGGCUGGAGACACACGCAAACCCUCAGCCAGGCGCUGCUGUUGGUGGCCUCUGCACAUCCUCCCUGCCCCCACGGGGACACCCUCGCUCCUCCACACACCCGCGCACACACAUAGCCACGAGCAAACAUAGCUCGCAUACCCCUAGCUUCAGCUCUGGAAGCUCGGACUCCUGCAGCCUCCUUUGUGGGUGAGGAAGAACAGCCAACCUCGGAUGGAGCCUCGGUGAAGCCAAGAGCUCAGAGAGGAAAGGGUCUGGCCUGGCAUGACCCUCGCCAGCCCCUCCAUUUGGCUGGGUGAUGUCCCCCGGCCUGGGUCCUGGGGCCCCUUGGCAGUAUCAUGGAGCAACUGACACCUCUCCCACAGCUGGGGGACCCCAGAGCCAUGGAGCCAUGGGCCCUGCCCGCCUGGCAGAACUGGACUCCAGGCCAGGGGAGCGAACCCGGAGGCGCAGCCCCAAGCAUUGCUGAGAUCCCGGCAGCUGGGCAGGUUGGAGAGCUGAGGCCCGGGGAGAGCUCCGAGCCGGAGCCUGAGGGAGCCCAGAGCCCCGGGGCUAUGGGGGGCAUUGACCCUGAAGGAACCAAAACCGGGCUGAACAGCCUGGGGCACCAAGCAGCAAGCUCCAGACCCAGCUGCCCAAGGCUGGAGGACGAGGAGGUGGAGGCUCUCCCUAAGGGCAAGCUGAGCAUGGGCUUUGGGGACAGGCCCAAUCUGGAGCUGCUGAGGGCCCUGGGGGAGCUGCAGCAGCGCUGUGCCAUCCUUAAGGAGGAAAAUCAGAUGCUGAGGAAGAGCAGCUUCCCUGAGACAGAGGAGAAGGUGCGGAGGCUGAAGCGGAAGAAUGCCGAGCUGGCGGUCAUUGCCAAGCGUCUGGAGGAGAGGGCCCGGAAGCUGCAGGAGACUAACCUGAAGGUGGUGAGUGCCCCUGUGCCCCGUCCUGGGGCCAGCUUGGAGUUGUGCCGGAAGGCCCUGGCCCAUCAGCGAGCCCGGGACCUCAGUGAGACAGCCAGCGCCCUGCUGGCUAAGGACAAGCAGAUUGCUGCCUUGCAGCGGGAGUGCAGGGAGCUGCAGGCCAGGCUCACCCUGGUUGGCAAGGAGGGCCCCCAGUGGCUCCACGUGAGGGACUUCGACCGGCUGCUCCGCGAGUCCCAGCGGGAGGUGCUGCGGCUGCAGAGGCAGAUCGCCCUGCGCAACCAGCAGGAGCCACCCCCGCCGCCCCGGCCCCCGGGCCCCGCUGCCCCGGCCAGAGCAGGGGCGCCCGCCCCCGGGGCCCCGGGAGAGGCCAGGCUCCAAGAGGAUGUGGAAAACCCACCCACGGGCCUAGGGGAGCCAGAGAAACAGCAGAGGGUGCAGCAGCUGGAGUCAGAGCUCAGCAAGAAGCGAAAGAAAUGCGAGAGCCUGGAGCAGGAAGCCCGGAAAAAGCAGAGGCGAUGUGAGGAGCUGGAACUGCAGCUGAGAGAAGCCCAGAAUGAGAAUGCCCGCCUCGUGGAGGAGAAUUCUCGGCUCAGUGGGAGAGCCACGGAAAAAGAGCAGGUGGAGUGGGAGAAUGCAGAGCUGAGGGGCCAGCUCCUGGGGGUGACACAGGAGAGGGACUCGGCCCUUCGCAAGAGCCAGGGCCUGCAGAGCAAGCUGGAGAGCCUGGAGCAGGUGCUGAAGCACAUGCGGGAGGUGGCCCAGCGGAGGCAGCAGCUCGAGGUGGAGCAUGAGCAGGCUCGGAUCAGCCUGCAGGAGAAGCAGGAGGAGGUCCGGAGGCUGCAGCAGGCCCAGGCAGAAGCCAAGAGGGAACAUGAAGGCGCUGUGCAGCUGCUGGAGUCGACCCUGGAUUCCAUGCAGGUCCGGGUUCGAGAGCUGGAAGAGCAGUGCCGCAGCCAAACAGAGCGCUUCAGCCUCCUGGCACAGGAGCUCCAGGCCUUCCGCCUGCACCCUGGCCCCUUGGAUCUACUCACCUCUGCCUUGGGCUACAGUACCCUUGGGGACCACCCACCACCCCCCUGCUGCUGCUCUACCCCCUACCCCUGCCGUGGGUCUGGCCCCAAAGACCUUGACCUCCCUCCGGGCUCUCCUGGGCGCUGCACCCCAAAGUCUUCUGAGCCUGUCCCUGCAACCGUUGUCGGGGUCCCUCGAAGGACGGCCAAGAAGGCAGAGUCCCUCUCCAACUCCUCUCGCUCUGAAUCCGUCCACAACAGCCCCAAGUCAUGCCCCACACCCGAGGUGGACACAGCCAGUGAGGUGGAGGAGCUGGAGGCAGACAGUGUCUCCCUGCUCCCAGCAGCACCGGAGGGCAGCCGCGGAGGAGCCAGGAUCCAGGUGUUCCUAGCACGCUAUAGCUACAACCCCUUCGAGGGCCCCAAUGAGAACCCAGAGGCAGAGCUUCCGCUUACUGCUGGCGAGUACAUCUACAUCUAUGGCAACAUGGACGAGGAUGGCUUUUUUGAAGGGGAGCUCAUGGAUGGCCGAAGGGGCCUGGUCCCUUCCAAUUUUGUAGAGCGUGUGUCCGACGAUGACCUCCUGACCUCCCUCCCUCCGGAGCUGGCCGAUUUGUCCCACAGCUCAGGCCCCGAACUCAGUUUCCUGAGUGCAGGCGGGGGUGGCAGCAGUAGCGGGGGCCAGAGCAGCGGGGGACGCAGCCAGCCCAGACCUGAGGACGAGGCUGCGGGGGACGAGCUCAGUCUGAGCCCCCAGCCUGAGGGCCUGGGCGGGCCCCCCGCUGUGCCUUACCCGCGGGGUCUGGUGGUCCUCAGGCAGCUGGCCCACAGUGUGGUGCUGGCCUGGGAGCCGCCUCCUGAGCGAGUGGAGUUACGCGGCUACCAUAUCUGCGUGAACGGGGAGCUGCGUCAGGCCCUGGGGCCGGGGGUGCCCCCCAAGGCUGUGCUCGAGAACCUGGACCUGCGGGCCGGGCCCCUCCGUGUUUCUGUGCAGGCCCUGACCAGCCAGGGCAGCUCCGACCCUCUGCGCUGUUGCUUGGUGGUGGGUACCCGGGCCGGGGUGGUACCUAGCCAGCUGCGGGUCCAUCGACUGACAGCCACGUCUGCUGAGAUCACCUGGGUGCCCGGCAAUAGCAACUUGGCCCAUGCCGUCUACCUCAAUGGGGAAGAGUGCCCCCCUGCCCGCCCCAGCACCUACUGGGCCACCUUCUGUCACCUGCGGCCUGGUACUCUCUAUCAGGCCCGAGUGGAGGCUCAGCUCCCACCUCGAGAGUCCUGGGAACCAGGCUGGGAAAGGCCGGAGCAGCGGGCUGCCACCCUGCAGUUCACCACACUCCCAGCAGGCCCACCUGAUGCCCCCCUGGAUGUGCAGAUUGAGCCGGGACCCUCCCCUGGAAUCUUGAUCAUCAGCUGGCUCCCAGUAACAAUUGAUGCUGCUGGCACUUCCAAUGGCGUCCGGGUCACGGGCUAUGCCAUCUAUGCUGAUGGGCAAAAGAUCAUGGAGGUGGCGUCACCCACGGCAGGCAGCGUGCUGGUGGAGCUGUCCCAGCUGCAGCUGAUGCAAGUGUGCCGUGAGGUGGCUGUGCGCACCAUGUCACCCCACGGCGAGUCAGCUGACUCCAUUCCAGCUCCUGUCCCCCCAGCCCUAGUGGCGGCCUGCCUACCAGCCACGGUCUCUUGCCCCUCACCGCGGCCGGGCUCGGAAGCCAGACCACCCCUUGCUCCAGCCUCCCCGGGGCCUGGAGACCCCAGCUCUCCCCUCCGGCGCCCUGACCCCCACGGAACUCGAGAGCCCCCCGGGGCCCCCCCAGCAAGCCCUCCCAGAGAGGCAGCAAAAGGAUCCCCCGAGGAGCCCCCAGCACCUUGCUCCCAGGAGGAGGCUGGGGCAGCUGUGCUGGGCUCCUCAGAGGACGGGAGGGCCAGCGAGCCAGCUGUGGGAGAGAGAGCUCCUGACCCUGCAGCUUCACCGCUGGCCCAGGAAGAGGCCCUUCUGGCACCCUGCUCCACCCAAGGAGCUCUCGCCCAGCGGGUGCCCUGUGCUGAGGCCUGCCGCGGAGGAGAGGCAGGGUCUGGGCUGAGGCCCAGGGCUGAGAGGGAGGACACGGCAGAGCUCGGGGUCCGUCUGGUGAACUCCCUUGUGGACCAUGGCCGCAAUUCAGAUCUCUCAGACAUCCAAGAGGAAGAGGAGGACGAGGAGGAGGAAGAGGACCUGAGUUCCAGGACUUGCUCUUUCCAGAAGCAGGUUGUUGGCAACAGCAUCGGGGAGAAUGGGGCCAAGCCCCAGCCCCAGCCUGACCCCUUCUGUGAGACCGACAGCGACGAGGAGAUCUUGGAGCAGAUCCUGGAGCUGCCCCUCCAGCAGUUCUGCAGCAAGAAGCUUUUUAGCAUCCCUGAAGAGGAAGAAGAGGAGGACGAGGAAGAUGAGGGGGAGGAUGAGGAAGACGAGGAGAGGCCAGGGGCAGGCUGUUCUUCUCGAGACCCCGGCCCACCCGAGUCUGCAUUGCUGGGGCUGGGCUGUGACAGUGGUCAGCCUCGAGGACCUGGCCUGUGUCCCUUGUCUCCAGAGCCCUGCAGGGGUGGCGACCGCCUGGAAGACAUACCCGGACUAGUUGGUGGAAGCAUCCGGAGGAAAGGAAGUGGCUCCCCUGAGAAGCCCCCAAACCGCAGGCGGUCCCCAGAUCCCCGUGAACACUGCAGCCGACUUCUCAGCAACGGCGGGCCCCAGGCCUCCGGACGACCGGGCCCCACACGGGAGAGGGGCAGCCCCCCUGUGGGCGAGGGGACCAAGGGUGUGCCAGAGGCUGGUGGGAGAGGGCGGCCGGCCCCUUCCCGGAGAUGCUCCCGUGGCCGGGCUCCAGAAUCUAGCCUGGCCGGCUGCUUCUCCCCCAAGUGCUUGGAAAUCAGCAUCGAAUAUGAUUCUGAGGACGAGCAGGAGGCGGGCAGCGGUGGCAUCAGCAUCACCAGCUCCUGCUACCCUGGAGAUGGGGAGGCCUGGGGCACGGCCCCCGUAGGAAGGUCCAGGGGGCCUCUGAAGGCCAAUUCGGGCCCCACCCCCUACCCACGCCUUUCGGCCUGGGAGAAGGGGGAGCCAGAGCGGAGAGGCCGCGGUGCGACUGGCAGAGCCAAGGAGCCACCCUCCCGGGCAACAGAGACUGGGGAGCCCAGAGGGCAGGACAGCUCUGGGCGGAGGGGCCCCCUGCGGAGAGGGGCCCAGGCCCCCAGGACGGGCGGUACCGAGUUGGCCUCUCUGAGGAGCCCCCAGGCAGAAGCGCCAGUUUACCAGGACAUACCUGUCAGGGCCUUUGUGGCUCUGUUUGACUAUGACCCGGUGUCAAUGUCACCCAACCCUGACGCUGGGGAAGAGGAGCUCCCCUUCCGGGAGGGCCAGAUCCUGAAGGUGUUUGGGGACAAGGAUGCCGAUGGCUUCUACCGCGGUGAAGGUGGGGGUCGGACAGGCUACAUCCCCUGCAACAUGGUGGCUGAGGUGGCUGUGGACAGUCCCACAGAGAGACAGCAGCUGCUCCAGCGGGGUUAUUUGUCCCCAGAUAUUCUCACUGAAGGCUCAGGGAAUGGUCCCUUUGUGUACUCUACAGCCCGCACAGCUGGGCCUCCCCCCAAGCCCCGCCGCUCCAAGAAAGCUGAGGCAGAAGGCUCUGCCCAACCCUGUGCAGGCCGCCCCCAGCAGGUCUCCUCUGCCAGCUUGAAAUCCUCCCGUUCCAUGGUGGCUGCAUUUGACUACAACCCUCGGGAGAGCUCCCCCAACAUGGAUGUGGAGGCAGAGCUGCCCUUCCGGGCAGGCGACAUCAUUACUGUGUUCGGUGACAUGGACGAUGAUGGUUUCUACUAUGGGGAGCUCAAUGGACAGAGGGGCUUGGUUCCAUCCAACUUCCUGGAGGGCCCUGGACCUGAGGCGGGCAGCUCAGACAGGGAGCCUGGGACAUCCCAGGCCGAGAGUCAGGACUGGGCCAGCUCAGCACAAGGGCCCCUACUGCCCAGAGGCUGGUCCUGUGCCCCUGGCCCUGGCAGCUUCCCCACAAUUGAACUGGGGGGGCCACAGGGCACAAGCGAGAAGGUGUGGGGUCUCCUCUCCAAGGGAAAGCAGCUCCUAAGGAAACUGGGCUCUGGGAAGAAGGAGUGAUGCUGUGGCCCAUCCUGCAGGCAGAAGCGGCCCCCUGAGGCCCCUGGGGUCACGGGGUGGGGAAGGCCUUGGACGCCCAUUCUUCUGAGUUAACAUUGUGGCACUUGGAUGGGAAUCAGAGACUCUUUGAAGGUCAGAGCUAGAUGAGUCCUCAAGGAUGAAUCCUCUGGAGGGGCACCUUCCUCUUAUAGGAGGGUAAACUGAGCCGCAGAAUGAGGAAAUCACUCGGUCAAGGUUGCUGAGCACCUCAGUCACAGAGCCAGGACCUGUGACUCUCCGUCCAUCCACCUAUGCCUACUUUCCCGCCACACGAUGCUAGUCCCUUCUUUGAUCCUCCCCGCUCCGAUGGCGCAGGCUAUCCUGACAUGUCUUCCUUUCCCUGAAGGCAAGUUUGCACUGGAUCCCCUGGAGCCCCCCUCCCCACGGGGCAGGCGGGCGGAACCCUGUAUAUAUGUACAUACUCAGUGCCUCAGUCCAGCCUCCUCCACCUCGCUUCCACCGCACAGGCCCAGGAAGGAGACAGGCCAUGCCAAAGCGGGCCUAACCCCGCUCCAUAGUGCUCCACCCCUCCCUGCCAGCCCGGCCUCCUGGCCCCUGUGUGUCCCACCCCCAAAGGCCCUGGGGCCAGCGGGCAGAAAGCAGGAGUUGGGUUUGCCUUAUUUUGCUCAUUGGAUUCAACUUCUCGUUUGCAUCAUUUUCCUCUGGCCCCUGUUGGAGUCUGGGGGCUGAGGAAGAGGACAGAUUUAUGCAGCUAUUUUCAUACAUUCCCUGUCCAGAAUGGGGUAGAGAGCUCUCCACCCUUACCCUCACCACCCCCUCUAACCCUGCGGCUGGGUGAGUGUCUCUGCAUGUUUCCUUCACUGUGGUGGGAGAUCGUUCAACUGAACCCCCACCCCCGGCCUUGGUCUCCAGGGGUGUGGAAUGGUGGGGGUAUUUGUUUAAAAAGACAUUUUAUUAUAAUAAAGUCUAUUUUCACAA
Messenger RNA from Lynx canadensis (Canada lynx), 7797 nucleotides. It is a transcript of the gene TSPOAP1, whose product is annotated as TSPO associated protein 1. The coding region runs from base 1099 to 6819 and encodes 1906 amino acids. Gene Ontology annotation, biological process: neuromuscular synaptic transmission. Gene Ontology annotation, cellular component: mitochondrion. Lineage: Eukaryota; Metazoa; Chordata; Mammalia; Carnivora; Felidae. Gene Ontology annotation, molecular function: protein binding. The record is from RefSeq and is a predicted model, not a curated record. The transcript is spliced from 31 exons.